AUGACAGAAGGUGCCUCAUUACAAGAGCAGCUGCUUGAUGCAUCAAGACGCAACAAUGUAGAUUUGCUAGGGACAGUUUUUCAAGCAUUGGGUUCGCAUGAAAAGCAGAUCGCCGAGCUAAUCAACUCGGCUUCGGAUCCUACGGGGAACUCCAGCAUCCAUUUGUGCUGCCAGUAUGGAUCCUGGGACGUGCUAGACCAGAUUCUUGACCAAGAAGGGGGAAUUGAGAUUGACUCUCGUAAUAAGAUCGACGGAGACACACCAUUGCAUGUAGCAGUGCGUUAUGCUCUAACGGAGCCCGAGCAUGGUACGUUUAUUGCGCAAAAUCUAAUAGAAGUGGGGGCCGAUCCUAGAGUUCCCAACAAGGCGGGCCAGAAACCUUUGGACCUGGUCCAUGGUCCCGACCUGGAUAACCUGAUCGACAUACUCCAGGCUGCAGAGCUCGCCGCAGAUUCUCAGGGCGUGGUAAAUGAAGAGGACGCAGAGCUGAUAGACGAUGGUCCUGAGGAUUAG
Lachancea dasiensis is the source of this 513-nucleotide messenger RNA. The record is from the annotation of a GenBank genome assembly. NCBI's taxonomy places the organism in Eukaryota, Fungi, Ascomycota, Saccharomycetes, Saccharomycetales, Saccharomycetaceae.